Messenger RNA from Neocloeon triangulifer, 1436 nucleotides. RefSeq names its product ovoinhibitor-like. The record is from RefSeq and is a predicted model, not a curated record. Gene Ontology annotation, molecular function: protein binding; serine-type endopeptidase inhibitor activity. Lineage: Eukaryota; Metazoa; Arthropoda; Insecta; Ephemeroptera; Baetidae. The transcript has 8 exons. The coding region runs from base 62 to 1246 and encodes 394 amino acids.
UAAAGAGCACCGCUGUGGAGGAAAACGAUCAGUUCUGUUUAGAAACCGACGAGGGCGAAUAAUGUUGUUGGCGCGUUCAAGUUUGUUUCUCGCGUUUCUGGCAGGGGCGUUUGCGACUUCACGCUCGUACAACAUAGUUGGACCAGCAAAAUCGUGCCAAAGGGCAGUGAAGCCGGACGCGUGGCCGAUCAAAAAGGAGCUUCAGGUCUGCGGCACCGACGGAGUUAUUUAUCCCAAUCUGGACGCACUCGAAUGUGCAAAAAACUAUUCAGGUCACGCAGUUGAGAAACAGGAGAGCGACAAAUGUGAUGCACAAAAACAGGACGAAUCCAAAUUAUUUUUCCUGACUUAUGCUGCCGAUCACGAGGUGUGCGGUUCCGACAAUGUCACUUACAUCAACGUCUGGAAAAUGCAGGAAGUCGCUCAGUACCGCAAAGUUGAAAUCACGGUUCAGCAUGAGGGCGAGUGCAAAAUCGAUUGUUCCUUUUCGCCCAUUUACAAACCGGUCUGCGUCUCUUCUUAUGGAUUAGAUUCUGAACAAACUUUUUCCAACGAAGAAGAGUUCAAGUGUUUCUCGAGUCAAAAUCCUUACUUAAAUCUUAGUCGGAAGUAUGACGGUGCUUGCGUGUUCAAUUAUGAAAAUUCUUUUGCACCAGUCAACAUAAUUUGCGGCACUAACGGCUUCACAUACAAAAAUGUGAAUGAAAUUCGCAAACUGCGAAAAUCCAACCCCAAACUGCGAGUGAUGCACGACGGCGCGUGCACCCCUGACGAGGUCAAAGGCCUCUUUUCAGCUGACCAAAUUCGCGAACUGGCCGGAAGCCGGUCUGAAUCAAGCGCAAUUUGCGGAUCGGACAAUUCAACUUAUCACUCCGUUUUUGCUUUCUUGGUCGCGCAAGCCGACAAAAAAGCCAAAGGUCAAGAUUUAAUGCCUGUAAACUGUGUCCAAUGCAAUGAAAUGACAAAAUCAAAUGGAACGAGUCCCAUCUGUGGAACAGACGGUGUCACUUAUCCAGACGAGAAGGCCCUUGGAUGCAUUGAAAACUACCUCAUUUUAAAAGAGCAUGACGGCCCGUGCUCUCCAUCAGACGAGACAGGACCGUGUAAGAGACAAUUAAACGGUGGCUUUGCAGAAGUUUGUGCAACCAACGGAAUUACCUACACUUCGAAUGAAGCCGUCUGGUGCGCAGCUUUAACCGAUCCAAAGAUCAAGAUACUUCACCAGUUGGAGUGCAUUUCUGACUAACUUCAGUGACCGGGAAAAUUGCAAUUUAAUAAUUAUAUUUGAUAAAUUUAGUAACUUCUUAAAAACGGUGAUAAUUCUUUAGAUGUAAUAUUUUAAUAUUUAUUGUAAUUUAUUUUGUUUAUCAAAAAUGUAGUUUGCAAUUAUAAAAAUAAAAUGAACAUAAUUAUAUUUUCGAUUCCUCAGACUUAAC